AACGAUCUGUCGCCGAAAGUCGAGACGAGAUCCGGAGAGAUGCCGAAGCUGUCAGCCAAACCCAUGGCGAAGUGGGGCCGCUUCUUGGCCAAAGCCCAGGAGCCCAUUGAAGAGUCUCCUGAGGAUGACAUGCGGUCGAAUUUGAAAAAAACUGAUUCCACGGACAGCGGCAUAUUGCGCAGUGAUAAUAAGCUAGAUCAGAUGGAG
Molecule: messenger RNA, 207 nt
Organism: Lymnaea stagnalis (great pond snail)
Lineage: Eukaryota; Metazoa; Mollusca; Gastropoda; Lymnaeidae
Source: the annotation of a GenBank genome assembly